GCAACCAUGGCAAACAAAACUCUCGUCCUUCUGGCCGUGCUCUUCUGCGCCCAGGCCGUCUUCGGUGUGACCAUCAUCUCCAAGUCGGGGUGGGGCGGCCGUUCCGCCACGAGCAAGACCACGCUGGCCAGCUCCCUGGGCUACGCCGUGAUCCACCACACCGCUGGAAACUACUGCUCCACCAAGGCCGCCUGCAUCACCCAGCUGAAAAACAUCCAGGCCUACCACAUGGACUCCCUUGGCUGGGCCGAUAUCGGCUAUAACUUCCUGAUCGGCGGCGAUGGAAACGUGUACGAGGGUCGCGGAUGGAACGUGAUGGGUGCUCACGCCACCAACUGGAACUCCAAGUCCAUUGGCAUCUCCUUCCUGGGCAACUACAACACCGACACCCUCACCUCUGCCCAGAUCACCGCUGCCAAGGGUCUGCUCUCCGACGCCGUCUCCCGCGGCCAAAUCGUUUCCGGAUACAUCCUUUACGGACAUCGUCAGGUGGGCUCCACCGAGUGCCCCGGCACCAACAUCUGGAACGAGAUCCGCACCUGGUCCAACUGGAAGAGCGUUUAGCUAAAAAAAGGGCAUUUAUAAAAAUAACUAAAGAAAAAUUGAUUCAAAAUAAAAAAAUACAAUCGCACACAAUAAUA
Molecule: messenger RNA, 641 nt
Organism: Drosophila subpulchrella
Lineage: Eukaryota; Metazoa; Arthropoda; Insecta; Diptera; Drosophilidae
Gene: PGRP-SC2
Product: peptidoglycan-recognition protein SC2
Exons: 1
Coding region: 7-564 (185 amino acids)
Biological process (GO): innate immune response; peptidoglycan catabolic process
Molecular function (GO): N-acetylmuramoyl-L-alanine amidase activity; peptidoglycan binding; zinc ion binding
Source: RefSeq, a predicted model, not a curated record